ACCCCUCGCUUCUUACAGUCACGUCACUUUUUUACCGAUGCUUGGACACAUACCAAAAUCAUUAGAAAAGAUAGAAAAUGUUUUCUCCUCUGAAACAUAUUUCAUAAGCUAUUAUAUAGUAUAUGGUUUUUUUGAAAUAUCAAAGAUCCUCCUCAUCAGCGACAUGAAUCACACACAAAAGACAAAAGCCUUGAAAAUUGAACCAUUUUGCCCUUUCAAAACCAAACAGGUUACCUGAAUCUAGUGGUUUAUCCAAAUAGAAAGGUAAACUCUUAAAAGCUUUCCAUGAAUCCCAAGUUCUUACCGACCUUGAUAUUAUGAGACCGGGGUACUAAAAAUAUCUCUUAUAUAUGAUUCACUUCCAUUUGAUCUGAAAAAAAAGAAAACUUCACACAUGCAUGGCAUGACAUGUAUACACAAAUGUACGGAUCAUCACAAAAUUUUGAGGUACUGACGAACCCCAAGAUAUUUAGCACGUUGGUCCAAUCAAAUUAUAAAACUAAUUUCAACUCUUGGAUUUCUCGUACGUGGUCUUCUUCUUUCUUCUAAAAGAUCAAGACUGCCUAUAUAAUUCCAAGUUUAUCUAGUUUACAUAUAUUAAUAUAAGUUGCCAUUACACAAAAAUACUUGUUCUAAUUACAAUCUACAAGAUAUGAGAUGGAAUUUCCUUUUUUUUUAAAAAAAAAAAAAACUUCGUAAAGAUAAGUCGUCAACUAAAAUUAAAAUGUCCUCUUUUUGUCUGUCUCUCUGUUCAUUAAGAAAACUGUUAGAUUGUUGGGGAAAAAACUUCUAAUUUUAGCAAAGUGCCAAAACCAUUAUAAGUUUAAAUCUUGGCAACAAACAAAACAGUUCAAAUCUGUUUUUCUCUCCUCUCUUAUUCUUCUUAAUUUCUUUUUACCAUUUUCCUUUAUCAUUCGGUCUCCUUAUUUCCUCCUUGUGAGGGUAAAAGGCCACAAUGUCUUUCUAGUUUCCCGAGAAGCAAAGUGUCCAGCAAUCAUCUCGAGGGCUGAGAAAGAUGGCUACAAGAAGACUAAAAGGAAAAGACAGUAAAGCAGUUACCGCCAUAGCCAUUGAUAAGGAUAAGAACAGCCAACACGCUUUGAAAUGGGCUGUUGAGAACAUCAUCAUCGAUUCUCCAAACUGUAUCCUUCUCCAUGUUCAAACCAAAUUGAGAAUUGGGGCAGGAGAAAACACAGAAGCUCCACAUGACAACCAAGAAGAGGCUCAUCAGUUCUUCCUUCCCUUUAGAGGAUUCUGUGCUCGGAAAGGGAUUAUAGCAACGGAGAUUCUUCUUCACGAUAUUGACAUCUCCAGUGCAAUUGUUGACUACAUCACCAACAAUUCCAUUUCAAAUUUAGUCCUUGGAGCCUCUGCACGAAAUUCUUUCCUCAAGAAGUUUAAGAGCGCAGAUGUGCCAACAACUCUGCUUAAAACAACCCCAGAUACAUGUGCUGUCUUCAUUGUGUCUAAAGGAAAGCUCUUAACAAGCAGAUCAGCGAGUCGGCCUCAGACACCUCAAGGUCCUCAGACACCGCAAGGCCCUCAUACAUCGCAAGGUCCUCUUACACCGCAAGGUCCUCAACACGCUCCUCAUCCUUUAAAGCAUCCCGUAAUGAUGUCUGAUCCUGGCCCAACAAGUUCCACUUCCAGCGAAUCCGGAAGGUCACCUCCUGCAUUAAACGGAGAAUUAUCUCCACCUACACCUCAUUACAAGCAAUCUUUCAAUAGGAGUUCCAUGUCAGAGCUUAGCAAUGAAUCUCCCAGUGGUCACAGUGCUGAAUCAAAUGCUAGUUUCUACAGCAUCCUAGGACGAUCCACAUAUGGAGGAAGCUCACACUCUUCCAUGUCUGAAAUGACUGAUGGAGAAGAAAGCUUAUCAGGGGGCAACAUCACUGAACACCAGAAUCAAAAUCUUGAAGCAGAAGUGAGAAGAUUGAGACUCGAAUUGCACCAGUUUAAUGCUUCCAUAUGCAGAGAAAGUGCCCCUCAUCUUCAAGGACCUAGAGCUACCGCCGAAACUGAAAAGCUGGAGGAAGCAAAGGCAGCAAGAGAGAUGCUUAGGGCAUUGUCCGAGAUGGAUAAGCAAAAAACACAGAGUGCGAUCCAAGCAACUGAAAUGGCACAACGUCUAGCGGAAAUAGAGACCCAGAAGAGACGACUUGUGGAGAUGCAAGCCAAGUUCAAGGAACAGAACAUGGCCGAUAGUAUAUCCUACAGACGAUAUAGCAUCAGAGAUGUUGAAGGUGCUACCGACGGUUUUUCAGAUGCUCUAAAGAUUGGGGAAGGAGGGUAUGGACCUGUGUAUAAAGCCGUUCUUGAAAACACUUCUGUUGCCAUCAAAAUCUUGAAGUCAGAUGUCUCACAAGGCCUGAAGCAGUUUAACCAAGAGAUCGAGGUUCUAAGUUGCAUGAGGCACCCUAACAUGGUAAUCCUCCUCGGUGCUUGUCCCGAAUAUGGCUGCCUUGUGUAUGAGUACAUGGAAAAUGGAACACUAGAAGAUCGUCUCUUCUGCAAAGAUAAUACUCCACCAUUAUCUUGGAGAGCACGGUUCAGAAUCGCUGCUGAGAUUGCUACAGGACUUCUUUUCCUUCAUCAGGCCAAACCCGAGCCACUAGUACAUCGAGAUCUGAAGCCAGCAAACAUUCUGCUAGACAGAUAUUUAAUUAGCAAAAUCAGUGACGUUGGUUUAGCUCGGUUGGUACCUCCCACUGUUGCUGAUAGCUUCUCCAAUUAUCACAUGACUGCUGCGGCCGGUACAUUUUGUUACAUCGACCCCGAGUACCAGCAAACGGGAAUGCUUGGGGUGAAGUCUGACUUGUACUCAUUUGGUGUGGUGCUUCUGCAAAUCAUCACAGCGAUGCCAGCAAUGGGUUUAAGCCAUAGAGUAGAGAAAUCAAUUGAGAAGAAGACAUUCCGAGAAGUUUUGGAUCCAAAAAUAUCAGACUGGCCUGAAGAAGAGACUCUGGUGCUAGCUCAAUUGGCUUUGCAGUGCUGCGAGCUGCGGAAAAAGGACAGACCUGAUCUUGCUUCCGUUCUGUUGCCUGCACUGAGCAAGCUAAGAGAGUUUGCAACAGAGAAUCAUGAAGUACAUAACUCCGAUAAAACAUUUCAUGUGUCACGUGCUCAAAAUUCGGUUCCUCUUUCCCCAAUAUCUUCCUCUCAGACAGAUGAUGCUUGGGAAAAUCCUUUUGACAGAAAGAUUGGAACGUCGACGUAGAUCAAAGUGAAGCGACAUUGGCUAUCUCUGAGAUCCGCGAAGCACUUGUUCAGUUUAAGCAUCCGAUGCCAUCCCAUGCCCACCAGAAGAAGGUGAUUUACAUGAUCAUAAACAAGCCAAUGCAAGCGAAGUUGUUGUCAGUCUUUCAUGAUUUGUACUCCACCCAAAGUUCAAUGUUGAACUUCCAUAGUGUCGGAGUUCUUAUCUUGUUUAUCAAACACUUUAUUUUUUGGUCUCAUGAAAAGAAACACAUUUAUUAUAGAAGAUUUGUAUCUUCCUUGCAAAAUCAACUCACCUAGUCACUUUGCACUAGAGCAUUGCAUCUGUAGCAUAUAAAAAGCUUUUCUAAACAACUACACACUGAAAUUUGAGAGUAUAGUCUUCUCUGGAAAAAAAAUUGUUUGACAGCAUUAGUUCCAAAGAAGAUGCAAGCAGUCACACACAAAAAAAAUCUUCCUAAAACCAGAAUUAAAGGAAUACCUCUCGGAGCUGCACCAGAAAUGUUAGCUGACAGGGCAUUUUGUCAAUUUGGGACUAUACGCGCUUAGACAUUUUGUUCACAACAGAUCCACAUUACAUCAUGAAACAUUUUGUUUUAAGUCGUUACCUGGAGACAUUCCAGAGACGAGACAAAAAAGCUUCAAGAGAAAGUCUGGAAAGGUAAAAAAAUGAGUACAACUAGGGAUCAAGUGUGAUAUUAACACAUUCCAGAUCAAUGAAUAAUCACAGACAAUAAAGAAGUCCCAGCUAGAAAAGCCAAGAGCUUUAAAAAAACUUAGAAAUACCAUCAGAGAUUAGAUAGCCAACU
This is a messenger RNA of Arabidopsis lyrata subsp. lyrata, 4025 nucleotides long. Its product is annotated as U-box domain-containing protein 35. Gene Ontology annotation, biological process: protein phosphorylation. The coding region runs from base 1016 to 3217 and encodes 733 amino acids. The transcript has 11 exons. NCBI's taxonomy places the organism in Eukaryota, Viridiplantae, Streptophyta, Magnoliopsida, Brassicales, Brassicaceae. Gene Ontology annotation, molecular function: protein kinase activity; ATP binding. The record is from RefSeq and is a predicted model, not a curated record.